This is a messenger RNA of Limanda limanda (common dab), 1605 nucleotides long. RefSeq names its product prostaglandin E synthase 2-like (gene ptgesl). Gene Ontology annotation, molecular function: prostaglandin-E synthase activity. The record is from RefSeq and is a predicted model, not a curated record. The annotation marks the transcript as partial. Gene Ontology annotation, cellular component: mitochondrion. Lineage: Eukaryota; Metazoa; Chordata; Actinopteri; Pleuronectiformes; Pleuronectidae. The transcript has 7 exons.
UGUGGGACUUUAUGUAAGCCCAACAUGGCUGCCCUGUGUGCCAGAACUCUGGGUAAGGUCGGCUGGUCCCUUCUGGAGUCUCCGGGGCUCCGCAGGCCCGGCACCGUGUCCUCUCUGGUGGGGAACCUGAGCUCGCAUGGGUCCCGGAGGUCGUUCGGGUCCGGGGGGUCCGGAGUCCGGGCCAAGCUGCUCUCCCUGCGGGGAGCAGGAGGCAGGGCGCUGGGGUGCGCCUUCCUGCUCGGUGGAGGUCUGGGUCUCUAUCAGUCCGUGAAGAUGUCUGUCCAGCAGCACCUGGCCCAGGAGGACACCAAGCCUCCAGGGGGACGUCUGAACUUGACCCUGUACCAGUACAAGACGUGUCCGUUCUGCAGCAAGGUGCGAGCGUUCCUGGACUUCUACGGGCUGCCGUACGAGAUCGUGGAGGUGAACCCGGUGAUGAGGAAGGAGCUGAAGUGGUCCACCUACCGGAAGGUGCCCAUCCUGAUGGUGCAGGGGGACGUGCAAGUGAACGACUCAACCGUCAUCAUUAGCGCCAUCAGGACGUAUUUAAUCAACCAGGAGAAAAGUAUGUCUGAAAUCCUCGGCUUUUACCCGGAGAUGAAGUCGAAGAACGACAGCGGGAAGGAGGUGACGGAGUUCCUCAACAAGUACUGGCUGAUGCUGAGCGAAGCCGAUUCCACCGACAUUUACCCCGAGAAGGGGAUGCAGAAAGAGGAGAUGAAGUGGCGCCAGUGGGCUGAUGAUUGGCUCGUGCACCUCAUUUCUCCGAACGUGUACCGAACCACUGGGGAGGCCCUGUCCGCCUUCGACUACAUCGUGCGCGAGGGCAAGUUUGGUAAUUUUGAAGGUUUCUUCGCCAAAUAUGUCGGAGCUACGGCCAUGUUCCUGAUCUCCAAAAGGCUGAAGAGUCGAUACAACCUGCAGGACGACGUCAGGCAGGAUCUGUACAAGGCCGUCAACGACUGGGUGGCGGCCAUCGGCAAGAAGAGGAAGUUCAUGGGUGGAGAUCAUCCGAACUUGGCCGACCUGGCGGUGUAUGGCGUCCUCCGAGUGAUGGAGGGCCUGCAGGCGUUUGACGACAUGAUGGAGAACACCAAAGUCAAAAUCUGGUACAGACGCAUGGAGAGAGCAACGCUCGACCAUGAAGGUCGAAACUGAAGCUGAGACACUGAGACGGCUUCCAGCCUCUUUCAAAUGAUCAAAACGAACAUUUAACCUCCGGGAAGAAAAGUGACCAGCGACCGGGAAGCAGCACGUCCUGCUUCCACGGUGUGAGAGCAGUCGCUGCCGCCAUUUUCCAUUUCCUGCUCGACUCAGGCUAAUUUAAACCUGAUGAUUUGUAAGAACGAGUAGAUAAAGACAUCACACCUGAGAAAAUUGUGUCAUCACAUAUUUAAUUUAACCUUAAGUGACUUAGCUGCUCUUUGGCAGAACCAGUUAAUUUAAGGACAUCUGUGACUUUUACUGAGCUCUAGUGGUGAACGUUGGAACUGCAACAAGAUUCAGAAAACUCAGUUCCUUUUCUGCAAUUUUAAUUCACUUGACCAACACAAUGAAGUCAAAUUACAAGUGAAGGAAUAAAUAAACAUAUUUCUGAUGAAGCAA